Molecule: messenger RNA, 1147 nt
Organism: Dermatophagoides pteronyssinus (European house dust mite)
Lineage: Eukaryota; Metazoa; Arthropoda; Arachnida; Sarcoptiformes; Pyroglyphidae
Product: ras-like protein family member 10B
Molecular function (GO): GTP binding; GTPase activity
Source: RefSeq, a predicted model, not a curated record
ACAAAAACAACAACAACAAAAACAACAACAAAAAUUUUCAUUGAAUUUUUCAAUGUUAAUUAUUAUUAACAACAUUAUAAAUUACAUAAAUGCCUCCAAUUAUUGUAAAAAUUUGUGUACUUGGCUGUACUGGUGUUGGUAAAACAAAAUUAAUUAAACAAUUUAUUUAUAAUUAUUAUGAUGAUGAUCAAUAUGAAUCGACAAAUUUAUUGGCUGCCAUCAAUAAAGAUAAUAUUUAUAAUUGUACAAUAAUGUUUAAUGGUAAUCUUUAUCAAUUAAAAAUUAUUGAUAUGCCUGCAAUUAGAAAAUUUCCUUCCAAUAUAACAAAUGAAUGGUUAUUAUAUCAACAAUGUCAUCUUUAUAAUGCAAAUGCAUUUAUAUUUUGUUUUGAUUUAAAUCAACCAUUAACAUUUAAUUAUAUUAAAUCAUUACGUGAUCAACUUUAUGAAUGUCGUAAUAUGCAAAAUAUACCAAUAUGGAUUGUUGGAACAAAAGCUGAUCUUUCAUUAAAUAUUUUAGCACAAAUGCGUUCACAUCAUCAUCAUCAUCAUCAUCAUCAUCAUUAUCAUCAUCUUCAACAUGAUCAUCAUCAACAACAUCAUGCACAGCAUCGUUUUACAACGCAUCAAUCACAUCGUUCAAUAUUACAUCCAACAAUAUUAUCCAAUCAAAUUUAUUCACCAUAUGAAGAUAUACAACCAGCAUUAAAAGAAUUUUCAAAUCAAAUACGUAAACAAUGGAAAUGUAAUUAUCUAGAAUGUUCAGCUAAAUAUAAUUGGCAUAUUGUAACUAUAUUUCGUGAAUUAUUAAAAACUAUUGAUCCAAUUAUGAUGGCUGAAGUUAUAUCAUCUGGUCAACAACAACAACAUCAACCAACAACGUCCAAUAUUUCAAGUACAAUAAUGGCCAGUAGUGCUAAAGAUCAAUCUACUACAACAAAUGUAGCAAUUAUUAAAUUAAAUAAUACACCACCAUCAAGAACAAUAUCACCAAUUGGUGUUGGUGGUGGUGGUGAUUUGUUGGCAGCUACCGCAACAACAACAACAACAUCCUCUAGACGUCAUUCACAAGCUAGCAAUAGAAUAUGUCAAAUUUCUUAACGAUAAAUACUCAUCUUAUCUAUUUCUUUCAUCUAUUUUGAAUGUGC